CUGAAUGCUGUUAUUAACAAUUCUAAAGAAUUUAGUAACACCCUGAUGUGUACAGUACAGACACUCUGCCUUAAAGAGCUUCAUCAUUUUGUUCAGGAGUAUGUGCAUGCAGAGAAAAAAUGUCUGGGAAAACAGAAACCCCUGAACUCAAAAUAUGUGCAUCUGUUUCGGCUCAUCAGCACCAGUAGGCAACUCAGAUUUUUUGCUGAUCGACUCAACAAUCCGGAUAUAAACAACAGUAACAACCUCUCAAACAUCAUUCACAUGUUAGAGGAGCUGGAGGAUCACGUUCUGUCAGUUGUACAGAAGAUGAUGAAACGCUUAGCAAAGGGCUAUUUAAGACAUUAUUUCAAAAAAGAUGGUGAGCAAAUUCAAAUGCUGACAGAAGCGGUUCAGAAGCAGUGUGCAUCUCUGCCUCAGACUGAUGUGGGAAAAGAGAUUCAGGAGAUCUUUGUGAAUGUAGCCUAUGACUGCAUUUCACACGUAUAUCUGGAUUGCCUGAUGAAGAGCAAGUUCAGGCGGCUAGAGAGGAGAUGGGGAAAUGUUGGAGAAAGGACGAGAGAAGACGCUCUCAGUUUUCACAACACAUUUAAUGAACUGAGCGACAGUGAUGACCAGAGGAACCAUCUCCUUCAGAGAAUGAGUGAAGUUUUGCUCUGCAGUGAUGUAGAUGCACUGAAGAUUACCUGUUGUGAUUUAUUCAGGGAUUUCCCUCAGGACAGUGAGCAGUAUGUACCUGGUCUGCUGCGCUGGAAGGGUGUGUUAUCAGAGCGACAGGUGAGGGAAGUGCUGGAUUUGAGCCGGGAUCUGGGUCUAGAUCUGAAGCCUAUGAAGGGACUUUGCUGUUGUCUUUGAUGUGAAUAACACCAUCAGCCAGAUUUGUGAAACCUUUGUUUACAAAUUUAAAUUGAUGAGAUGACUUUUGUGAACAUUAGUGAACAUUAGUUGUUUAUACGGGUACAUUUAUAUUUUAAUCAGAUACAAUAUUUUUUGUACCUAUAAUGAUCUUUUGAUUUUACUUGAAAAUAGGAUAUAAUUUUAUUAUUUGACCACCUGGAAAAAAAAUGUAUGACCCUGUUUGGUAUGUCUUUUCUAUGAUAGUGUAAUACAUUUUGACUGCUAUAAAGUCAAAUUUAAGUAUGGAAUUAAGUGAAAUCGACUUAAAUUAUGUGAAAUUCGCUAAGGAAAUAAGUAAAUUUAACAUGGCCAGUUAGAGUUUGAUGAGUCAUUUCUUCUUAAUUAUUGCAAGUACUCAAGUACUUUCAUUCAGUCGUAACUUUAUUCAAACAAUAUAGCACUGAAAAAAAACUAUGCUAUUAUGAAUAGCAUGAUGAUACUAAUAUAGAAUUUCCUUUUUUUUUUGUCUGAACCAAAUUAAUGUAGAAAUUACAUUUGUUUUUCCGUAGCAUUUACUUGUCCACAAAAUAAUUUUUAUCAGUGAGGAUUGUAAAACAUGUCCAGUUAUUUCUUAAAUUAUUGUUGUAUUAUUUAAUAUUUAUAUUGGUUGUGUUUUUGUUUUUUAUUCUUAUUUGAAAAUAGGAGGAGUGUUUCUUUUAUGUAAGAUAAUUUUA
Carassius carassius (crucian carp) is the source of this 1571-nucleotide messenger RNA. RefSeq lists its product as uncharacterized. Gene Ontology annotation, molecular function: SNARE binding. Bases 46 to 855 code for a protein of 269 amino acids. The record is from RefSeq and is a predicted model, not a curated record. Gene Ontology annotation, cellular component: exocyst. NCBI's taxonomy places the organism in Eukaryota, Metazoa, Chordata, Actinopteri, Cypriniformes, Cyprinidae. The transcript has 7 exons. Gene Ontology annotation, biological process: exocyst localization; exocytosis.